UCUAGGAGGACCGUGUUCGGUGACAAGUUGUUCGAAACUAGUGGUCUUACAUACCUGGUGUUCUGUGCCUGAAGCAUGCGCCUGAGGUUCUCGUCAUGGAGCUUGUAAGAUCCAUUGUUUCCGAGAAAUGUCCAACGAAAAAACUCGCGCUUCUUCGAGCACUUCGGCCGGACGACGCCGAAAGUACACUUUGUGCGCUGUCCCAGUCGCUUUUGCAGAGUGGCAUCCCCAAAGAUUCCAGCGAUGAUGAAGAGAGAGAACAUGAUAAAAAUGACUUCCCUGGCGUUGCUGAAGCUGCCACCGAAGGCAUGAUUUGCGCCCGCCUACUGAUAAGUACUUUCGCGCCGGAGUUGACCAAACACUUCGUGACACCUUUGCAAGUUCUCUGUUUCGCACACUGCAAAUCUGAAUUGCCUUGGUGCAGCGAGGAGUCGGUCGCCGCAUCGUCGGCGUUGUCGUCGCAGCUCAACUCGUUUUCGGCGCCCGAGCAGCGCCUUUCCGUACUGAAAUACAUUUGGCCGAAACUGGCAAAGGAGACCUGGAAGAAGAAUCCUUGCUACAGGCACGUCUAUCGUGAAGUGCUCUUGGCUCUUACUCCGAAUGACAUGCGCCACGCGCUGCCCAUGGUUAUGGCACCAUCGCUGCUGCUUGUAGACGACUACAUGACGUACAACCAGAGACUCGGUCUUGCAUGCGUUCGCCGUAUCGUUGUCAGUGUCCCACCGAGUGAACUUGACCAGUAUGGCCGCCUCGAGGUGCUCUUUGACGCUCUCAAACACUUGCUGUACGUUAAAGAGCCGGACGUAAUUGUUGAGCUGCACACGUGCUUACGGAACCUGAUUUUCGCAGACCAUUUGGACGCUCUUCAAACCCAUGAUGACCAGAGGCGUCGAAAGAUGGCUGGUGAUGUGUACUGCGAGUUGCUAACUGCUGCUGAAGUGGAGCAAACAUUUGCCCUAAGGAGGGCUUACUCGAGCCAGUUUUCACCAUACGUUAAAUGCCUUGGAAUGGAUGUUGCCAAGUACUUGAACAGGACACUGAGAGUCCUGUUGGAAUAUGUGGAAGUGCACGACACGGAUGAACAGAUCUGCAGGAAAAAUGCUUUGGCCUCAUUAGCAGAACUGAUGAAACAGAUGUGGCCAAGGAUCCCAUUUCAUUUCAGGAGGAUUACAGAGAGCAUAUGCAAGCUUGCAUGCGACCAAUUCAGCAAAUCUGCACUUUGCGACGAGAUUGGAACAUGCCUCAACUUGCUGCGACAAUCUUGUCCUAAACAAUACCAUCGUUUCCACGAAGAUCUGCUCUUCCUUAGAGAACAAAACAUUCCUGGUAUUGCAUCAUUGCUUGAAUGCGCACAUACCAAAUAGAGAUUAAGCAUUGCAGUAGUUAUAUAUUGUUUGUUAACGUGUGGAGUCUCCACUUGUGUAUUUGGAAAAAAAAAAAUGUUGAUGGCAAAAUUUUUGUGUAGGCUAUGUUAUGGUAGCACGAAGUUUGUCAAGGUGCACAUUAUUUGACCACGCUCGCAGUGCAAGUAAGCUUGUGUAAAAUGAUGACAUUGAAAAAAUUGUCAAUGCUGACUCACUACAUAACAAAGAGUACAUAAAGUGAGAUCCCAAAA
Molecule: messenger RNA, 1615 nt
Organism: Rhipicephalus microplus (southern cattle tick)
Lineage: Eukaryota; Metazoa; Arthropoda; Arachnida; Ixodida; Ixodidae
Product: TELO2-interacting protein 2
Cellular component (GO): cytosol; nucleus; TTT Hsp90 cochaperone complex
Source: RefSeq, a predicted model, not a curated record